Molecule: messenger RNA, 4012 nt
Organism: Mytilus trossulus (common blue mussel)
Lineage: Eukaryota; Metazoa; Mollusca; Bivalvia; Mytilida; Mytilidae
Product: D-erythrulose reductase-like
Exons: 7
Coding region: 214-945 (243 amino acids)
Biological process (GO): glucose metabolic process; xylulose metabolic process
Molecular function (GO): L-xylulose reductase (NADPH) activity; carbonyl reductase (NADPH) activity
Source: RefSeq, a predicted model, not a curated record
GAAACGGAUGAAAAGAGAACGGACGUAUACCCUAUACAACCUUUCACAUACACAAUUUACUAUUAUAUCAAAUGUAUAAGUGUGUGCACCAGAUAAAAACGUAAUGUAUUUUUGCACUGUGACUACACUAUCUAUAUUACAUGUAGUAUGUGUUGAUAUUUAAACUAGUGAACUACUUAAAUUGACACUGGUUAUAAAUAGUUUUUAAUUGCAAUGGAAAUCCGUCUAGAUGGAAAAACAGCCUUGGUUACAGGUUCUGGGAGAGGUAUUGGUCGUGCCAUUGCAAAACGACUAGUGGAAUGCGGUGCUAAAACAUAUGCUCUGAGUAUACUCAAAGAUGAGCUGGACAGUCUGAAGGAAGAGGUUCCUGAAAUUCUUACAUUACAAGUAGAUUUGCGGGACUGGAAAAAGACGCGAGAAGAAAUAGAAAAACUAGAGGCUAUCGAUUUAUUGGUUAACAAUGCUGGUGUGUGUAAAAUGAACAAUUUUCUUACUGCACCACAGGGUGAACUAACUGAAAUGAUGGAUGUUAAUUUUAAUGCCGGGUUCAACGUUUCGCAGGUUGUUGCAAAAAUGAUGAUCGAGAAAAACAUCAGUGGGAGCAUUGUCUUCAUUUCAAGUUUGUGUUCGACGUUUGCAAUGGAAAAACUGAGUAUUUACAGUUGCACAAAGUCCGCAUUAGACAUGUUAACAAAAUGCAUGGCACUCGAACUUGGACCUCACAAGAUUAGAGUUAACUCCGUAAAUCCAACGGUUGUUUGGACUGAAAUGACCUUGAAAAUCAAGGACCAUAUUAACAGCAUGCCCAAUUUAUCACUAACGCCACUCGGAAAAUUUGCUGACAGAGAAGAUAUAGUAAACACUGUAUUGUUUCUUUUGAGUGAUAAAAGUGGAAUGAUACAUGGAGAAUCUAUUCGUAUUGACGGUGGAUUGGGCGUACAUUGAUGUUAACGUCUUUAUUUAUUUGCGCUUUUGAUGUAUAGCAAAAUUGAAAAACAUUGACAAUAUUAUGAAUAUAUCCUAUAUCGGUUUUUAUUCGUAUUACAUUAAAAAAUAACCAGUACCUUUUACUUUUGAAGUAUUUUUUUUUAGGAUUUUGUGCAUUAAAAAAAGUAAUAAUGAGUAAAGAAGAGAAUAACAAUAUUUUGUAGCAAAAAUCGCUGUCUUUUGUCUUAAUUUAUGAUUUUUUGAAGAACGUACAAUGACUUAUAAUAGUUGUUUAUCUUUGGUUCUUUGGUUUCUGGUUGAUAGUUGUCUCAUAUGCAAUCAUAACACAUCUUCUAAUUUUAUAUCAAAUACGAAUUAUAACAACAUUUCAAGAUCAGUACCAUGGAAAAUGCGUCACGAAGAGCAGCAACUGGUUACCAUUCCCGAAUUCCGGUGGCCAAUAGGGCACUAUCUACUCAUAAACUCCUAGGAUGAAAUGCAUUAUCUUGCAAGCGACCUUUUUAAUAAACAAAACGCAUGUAUACUGAUAAAACAAAGUACUUAACUAUUCUUUUUGUAUAUGUUUAUGAUGUCCUGAUAUUUUGCUUCUGUUGCGAGCGUAUGGUUACAUUCAAAUGGCUGUUAACGUCACAGUUCAAUUUGGGGUCAUCAAUGCGGUUCACGUAUAUUGUCGAUUUUAGUCAAAAAGGUAUUUAAUGACACGGAAGUUAAAGGACGUUACGUUUAAGCGUAAAUGUUAAAUUGCAGUAUAACAACACUAUUUGUGCAUUGUUAGAAAAUGUAAAAUGUAUUUUUACUUGUAACGAAACAGGAGAAAAGAUUGACGAGCCUCGUUUGCAUCAAACAUUUUUAAUAAAUGAACAUUCUCGUGUGACCAAACGACGGUUAACGUGGACGUUUUUACCCCGAGGAAUCUGUAGUAAAAUAUCAAUGUUGCAGGUGUAAAAUUUUGAACGAAUGGGGUACGAGGUAGUCAUGACAUUUUUAUUAUUUAAUUUCACAACAACAAAAAAGUAAAAUACAGUAAAAAAUACAAAAAUGAAUUCAGGUACAAAAAAAAAGCCAAAACAAAUUUUAAUAAUACAAAAAUUAUUCUUCCCAAUAUCCGGGAUUGAAAUUCCUAAUAUAUCAUGUAAUUAACAAAAUGCGCUUCCAAACUUUCAACCUUCCCCAAUUAGAUAAAAUAAAUCAUAAGGUUAUCUCUGUCCAGUAACAUAAAUGUGCAAUAAGCUUUAGAAGCUCAUAUGGACUCAAUUCACAAACGAUAUGAUUUCCGUGGUCUUUGAUCUUCAAAUCCCAGCAUAGUUGUUUUACCUGUAGAUUUAACGAUUUAUUCCUAGUACCGAUUGCAUGUUUCCUUUGGAUGGAGUAUUCGAAUGAACGGUUAAGCAUAGGCACUGUGAUGUAUAUAUAACAUUUGACAGUGUUUUAAGAACUGGAUUAUGGCAAAAACUACAUCUUAGUGAAAUCAAGGGGAAAUGUUUCAAAGUUAUCUUUAAUAUGUAUCAAGGUAUUAAAUCUUGUGUUCAAUAUAAUGGUGAACAAUCAGAAUUUUUUCCAUGUCUGAUUGGUGUUAGGCAAGGGGAAAACUUGUCUCCUUUUUUAUUUUCUAUUUUCUUGAACGAUUUGGAACAAUAUUUUAGAAAUUUAGAUGGUAUUCCUUUAGAACUUUUAAAGGAAAAAUUUGAAAACGAACUUCAUAUAUUUUUUGAAUUGUUCGUAAUUCUGUAUGCUGAUGAUACAGUAAUCUUUUCAGAAACUAAAGAAGGCUUGCAACAUUCCUUAUAUAUUUUCCAGUUGUACUGUGAAAAUUGGAAAUUGAAGGUGAAUGUUAAGAAAACCAAAGUUAUGGUAUUUAGCAAGAGGAAAACUAAACAAAAUCUGAAAUUUACACUGCAGAAUGAUUUACUUGAAAUUGUUGAUACAUAUUCGUAAUUGGGUGUCAUUUUUAAAUAUAAUGGUACAUUUUUUGAUACCAAAAAGAAACUUGUAGAUCAAGCCCAAAAGGCACUGUUUUAUAUUUACAAAAUUAUACGGAAUGAAUCUUUACCAAUUGAUCUACAAUUUAAACUCUUUGAUUCUAUGAUAGAACCUAUCUUACUGUAUGGUUCUGAAGUUUGGGGCUUUGAAAACCUGAAAAUUAUCGAAAAAACUCACUUGAAAUUCUGCAAAAGGGCGCUGAAAGUUAGAAACACUACGCCUAAUUUUAUGGUGUACGGAUAAUUGGGUAGAUUUCCUCUUGAAAUAAAGGUGAAAAUUAGAAUGAUUAUAUAUUGGUGUAAAAUUGUAAAUAAUGAAUCAAAACUAUGCAGUUUAUUGUAUAGACUGAUGCUUGGUUUAAGGCCUAAAUCUAAAUACACCUUUAAAUGGGUAAAUUGUAUAGAAGCAAUAUUAAACGAUACUGGCAUUGGAUAUAUUUUUGCCAAUCAAACAGGCUACUGUGAUAAAAUGUACUUAAAACAGAUACUUUGUGAUCAAUUUGUACAACAGUGGUUUAAUUAGUAAUAUUGAAAAUUCGUCACGAGGUCAAUUCUACUCAAUAUUAAAACAAGAUUUUACUUUAGAAACAUAUCUGCUAAAACUUCCCGAAUAUUAUAGGCUUUGGAUCACACACUUUAGGUGUUCAAAUCUGCGUCUGCCAAUAGAAACAGGCAAAUGGCAAAAUAUCCCGAGGCAUGAUAGAAUAUGUACUUUGUGUAAGAGUAAUAUUGGUGAUGAAUUUCAUUUGCUAUUUAAGUGUACUUAUCAAAAUAUUGUUGUAUUAAAGGAAAAGUUUCUGCCAAGCUAUUACACAGUGAAGCCUAAUUAUAAAAAAAAUGGAAGGUCUCCUUUCAAUAUGUAAUGUACAACUGUAUAAACGUCUUUCUGUAUUUAUCAAAAACAUUGCAAAUAUGUUCUGAAAAUGUUAAAAAAAAACAUGUUGUAUGUUAUUGUUAUAUCUUUAUACUAUGUCAUUGAUACCACAUAAUUACUUCGUCAUGUUUAUAUAAUGCUAUUAUGUAUGACCUCAUGUUACACAUGUAUCUGUGUCUGAGUGUUCAAAUAAAAUCUUGAAAAUCUUGAA